UCUCUCUCCCCUGCAGACACGUUCCUCGGCACGGAGCCCGGAGCGGACCGAGUGUUCCGGGGCUCCUUCCGGGUGUCGCGGGGCGACAGCUUCUUGCCGCCGCUCGCCGACCCCAGCACGUCGCAGUUCAGGGAGCGGGCCAGGAACUACCGGGAGCGGCUCAACGUGCUGUUCAGGAGAUCCCCCGUGCGGACGGGCUUCGUGGGCACGGAGGUGCUGGCGCUCGACGGGGUCGAAGGCGAGGACCUGGUCGUGCACUUCAACCUGCGCUUCGACCCGUACUACGGCGCCGACGUGCGGGUGCCCGACCUGCUCCGCAUCAUGCACACCGUCACCAUCAACGCCACGGCCGCCCCCAUCCUGGACGGGCUCCAGGUCGACCCCGCGUCCCUGCUGUUCCGCGAGGAGGGCGACGCCACGAGCGGGACGGCCGGACCCAGGACGUCCACGACGCCGGCCACGACCACGACCACGGAGCCGCCGCCGCCGCGGCGCUGCGCGCCCGUCGAGCUGGACUACUGCAGGCGCGGGCUGCCCUAUAACGCAACGUCCUACCCCAACGUGCUGGGUCACAAGGACUACGCCGCGCUCCGAGAGGACGUGAUCGCGUUCCGCGAGCUGGUGGACGCCGAGUGCUACCGCCUGGCCUUCGAGUUCGUGUGCCAGGCGCUGCAGCCCGAGUGCGUGCCCCGGCCGGGGCUCAUGCGCGGCCCGCAGGUCCCCGCCAUGCAGCAGCCCCUCGUCGAGGACCUCAUGGUGCCGCCGUGCCGCUCCUUCUGCCGGGACUUCAUGGCGGGCUGCGGGUCGCGGGUGCCGCAGCGCUUCCGCGAGGCCCUGCAGUGCUCGCGCUUCCCCGAGUACUCGGGCCCGGGAUCCUGCGCCGACCGGCCCGGCGCCGUGGACGUGACCGAGGCAGCGCCGUCCACCCACUCGGCCUCGUCCACCACCCCGGCGGCCGCCGGCAGCCGGCCCGGCAACACGACGGGGGCGGCGUGCCUGGCGGCGCUCAGGGCGGGCCCGCUGGCCGGCCGGGUGUGCGACGGCGUCCCGGACUGCGCCGACCUCGCCGACGAGGCGGACUGCGGCUACUGCCCGCGCGGCGGCCUGCACUGCGGGCUGGGCGGCGGCCGGCCGCACUGCGUCCACCAGCACCAGCGCUGCGACGCCAAGCACGACUGCCCGGGCGGCUCCGACGAGAAGCACUGCUGUGAGUGGACCCCUACAUACGAUAAGGCGCUCAAUGAGUCUCCGCACUCGCGGCCGCCUCUAUCGCCUCCCCCCUCCCGCUCCCUGAGCGCGCUGUCCGCCGGGAAGCACAUCUCGGCGGCGCGCUACCACGCCGAGGGCUACGUGGUGUUCAACGAGAAGGGCGAGACGGGCAAGGUGUGCACCGAGAACCUCAACAGCACGGUGCCGGCGCCAAACCGGGACCAGACGCUCAACACCAUCGCCACCUCGCUGUGCGCCGCGCUGUCCUACCAGAAAGUGGAGUCGGUGCGCGUGCAGCUGGACGACGAGCGCACGGAGCGCUACGUGCUCAUGGAGGACCCCACCGCGGCCGAGAUCACGUUCGUGCCGGCGCCCUGCCCGCGGCGGGAGGUGCUCUACGUGUCCUGCUCCCAGAUCGAGUGCGGGGUGAGGGCGUCCGCGACCGCGUCGGGCGGCGCGCCUCCUCGCUUGGCGGCCCCCGGGGACUGGCCGUGGCACGCCGCGCUGCUCAAGGACGGCGCGCACGUCUGCGACGCCACGCUGCUGUCGGCGCAGUGGCUGCUCACCACCAGCUCCUGCUUCCAGGGGCAGGGCAGCCAGACGGGCGAGUGGGUGGCGAGGGUGGGCGCCGUGCGCCUGUCGUCGCGGUCGCCGUGGCAGCAGGAGCGGGUGGCGCAGGUGCACCGGCGGAUCGAGUCGCCCGCCGAGGGCAGCAUGCUCACGCUGGUGCGCCUCGCCGAGCCGCUCGCCCUGUCCGACGCCGUGCGCCCCAUCUGCCUGCCGGACGCCGUCGCCCCGCAGGCCGGCGCCGCCUGCUCCGCCCUGGGCUGGGCCCGGGGCGCGGCCGCGGGCGAGGCGCUGCGCCGCGUCGACGUGCACGUCGCCGCCAAGGAGCGCUGCGAGAACGUCACCAUCACCUCCGUGAACGCGCUGUGCGCCGCGCCGGUCGCCGAGGACUGCGAGGUGAGUCGCGUGGCGCUCGGCAUGACUCGGGCCCCGCAGCGCCCGCAGCUGUCCCUGAGCAGGCCGCGCAGCUGCCCCAGCUGCCGCCAGCUGCCCGGCACCGCGCCACGCCGGCGGCCCGAGCGGCCGGGUAAUUGCCCUUCGUGCUGCUCGUGUUGUACGAGGACCGGGAGCAAAAGGCGAUCGGGUGUUGCCUGCCAGUCGGGCCCGGGCCGGAGCUGGACGCUGGCCGGCGUCAGCAGCUGGCGCGUCGCCUGCAGCAAGACGCCCAGCGCCGAGCGGCCGCGAGUCUACGACAAGGUGUCCUCCAACCUCGAGUGGAUCCGGAGGACGAUGAGGGAGGCUGGCGACGAGCCGCCGGCCGUCAGGUCCUCGUAGCGGGCCGGUCCGGGCAGGACCCGGGUGCCGCCGGGGUAAAUGGUCGCCGAUUAUCGACGUCGGGGUCACCCCGUCCUCCGCAAGCUCGCCGCCAUCUGCAAGUGAGAAGAAUUACCGCGAAUUGCGUACCGUCGGAGUAAACGUCCUUUGCAAAAGUGUUUGACGAUGUCAUUGGACGUGCGCGAGCGAGAGGAGCCUCCCACGGCCCACGGCGGGUGCACGUCGACGACAACGGUCCCACGCCGCACGAACUGUAUGGUCUGCUGCGGCGGGACGGCCCGGCCGAGGCGUCCCAGCGGGGCAUGUUAGGGGAAUAUUGUGUGUCGAUCCGACAGGAGCAGCCGGGUCAUAAAACUUAAGUCUCUGCCGAGGAGGACAGUGACCUCCGUGGCCGAAGCCGGCCCACCGCCGGGCGGCAGGGAGACAGAGCCAAAACAAAGCCAAUAAUGUAACAUAGUAAUUUAUUUCUUAUCGUUUAAGCCCUUACGCGUGCAUGUUGCGAAGACACCAAUUUUGCUCAUAGACAUGAUGAUCUUUUUGUGAUAAAAGCGUCCGAUAUUUGAUUGUAUUUUUUUACCUUAGUGAAGGGUAUUUCGCUGAAUCUCGAAAGUGCAAAUGACAAAAUUAAGAUGUAAAUAAGUGACAGAUGAAAAUUCGGUAUAGUUUGAGAUGACGUUUUUGGUUAUCUCUUAACUUUGUAUUAUUUAUUUCAGAAUGCAGGACGACUUAUGCGGUUUGACACUUCUUUACAUCUUUAUUCCAUUUUUUCUUUCCGAACUCCGGAUACAGAGGAAUAUCCUACUUAAGAUUUGUAAAUAACUUUUUAUAUAUGUGAGAUCGGAAUAGCUCGUCAGUUGCUGAAAGAACCAGGAUGUUUAAAACCUGGCAUUUUACAGAACAUAAUACUGCCUAACGAUGCGUUUUAUACAAUGAGAUGCAUACUUCACGGAACAUUGCCACUGUUGUCUGUUAUGGUGUGGCGAUCGUUCAUUCGAAGACUGAGAAAAACUGACGAGGGAUCCUUCACUGUAAUGUAUACACAUUGUACAGACUGCGUGACUACCUGUGUUAUUUUGUAUCGGGCCGAGCGGGAUGCAGCCUUUCGCGGAUUGCAAACAAAUGAAAAGGGCGAUCCGCGAACAUUUUUCGCAUCCCGCUCGGAAUGACAAAUGUAAAUACCUUUUUAGUCUCCUAAUUGGAAAUACAUUAUCUUCAACGAGUAA
Messenger RNA from Frankliniella occidentalis (western flower thrips), 3773 nucleotides. Its product is annotated as atrial natriuretic peptide-converting enzyme. Gene Ontology annotation, molecular function: protein binding; serine-type endopeptidase activity. The record is from RefSeq and is a predicted model, not a curated record. The transcript has 8 exons. Lineage: Eukaryota; Metazoa; Arthropoda; Insecta; Thysanoptera; Thripidae. Gene Ontology annotation, biological process: proteolysis. The annotation marks the transcript as partial.